CAAGCCUAUUGCCCUAUUUUAUGAUAUUACAUGUAGUUUAGCAGUGGUUAGUUGUGUUUACUACAGGUACAUGGUUAGCAUAUGCACUGCCAACGGAAUGAGCUACAUCAGUGUUACCCGAGCUUCAUGUUGCAGAGUUCGGAGUUGAGCUUCUACAUUGAUGAUUUGAGCUAGCCUGCAUCCAGGUUAUGAACCUAACUGUGUUUACGCAAUGAGACAUGCUGUCAUUGCUACAAGACCAGCAAAAUUAGUCUCCAAUGUUGAGAAACACCCUGCUUUUCAGGUAAUUUCUGUAAUUAUUGAGAGAAAACUUGUAACAUCAGCUGGUAAAGUGCUGAUGAAUAUGGUAGAGCUACGAGAGUGAGUAACAAUUUCUAAAUAUGACAAUUCCUUUCCAGUAUUUAUUUACUAUUAUUCAAUUUUUUGAAGUGCAAAGCACAUGUAUCAACUUGUUUUGUUUUUCCAGUCUUUGCUGGGUCCAUUUUCCAUUUCCAUUAGAUAUAACGAAACAACGAUAAAAACAUUAAAUUCAAAAUUGAACAAUCUAAUUUUGUUUACUAACAAUAAGUCGGUUUAAGCUUCCGCCUAACAGAAAUAUUAUUUUGUGCUUAUCUAGACCAAAUGAAAAGACCCACAUAUUUUUUUGCAAUACACAUUUUUUCAGUCCAUUUCAGUAUUCCAAGUUUCCAACUCCUCGGACAUGCUCGGCUUAUUUCAUUAUUUAAAUUAUGCAAGACAAAAUGCUGAAAUAUAAAUUGAUAUUGGAAAUGGGGAUAAUGUUUGUUUAUUGGUAAAUAAUCCAGCAAACUUUCCGAAAAAAAGCAUGAUUUCUUGCAUUGGUUUAUGCUUCUGAGGUAAUAAUGAUCCUAAUCACAAUCCAAGAUGAAUACUCCACUAUACUAAUUUCAGUCAUGGACAAGUUCCAUUGAGCCCAGUGAUUAAAUAACUUAGUUUACACAUUUUGUACAUCAACAUUUUAAAUUAACACCUAGCAAUCUGUAAUCUUUAUUAAUAAUCUAUUAAUUACUCCAUCUUUUCAUGCAUAUUCUUGCUAUAGAUACACCUUUUUAUCUCCCUAUUUAAACAUGCCUGCUUACCAGAAUUUAAACAUCGAAUACUUGCUUAAUUCCCUCUCUUGUUGAUUAUUUUGCCUUUUUGGUGUGUUUCAUCUCCAAAAAUGGCUUCUAAAGGGUUAAUUUUCAUGCUAGCGUUUGUGAUUUUAGUUACAAGAAUGGUCUCGUCCGCAGGAGACGUCGAAAAUAUUGAAAUCGAGAACAACGACCAUCGCCACCACCAUCACCACCACAAGCAUGCCAAAGCACCGGCUCCUGCCCCCGUCUACACUCCACUACAUGCACCAGCUAAGGCCCCCAUCCACCACCAACACCAUGAGCAUGCCAUAGCACCGGCUCACGCCCCUUCCCACCACCACCACAAGCAUGCCAUAGCUCCUGCUCAUGCCCCCCUCCCCCACCACGAGCAUGCACCGGCUAAAUCCCCUGCUCACUCACACAAGGCACCUGCCUCUGCACCAAUUCCUCCACCACAUGGUUGUGUGGCACAAUGUGCAUCAUACUGCAAACCGGUUAGCCCGAAAAGGCCCUGCAUGAGGAAAUGUACCAUGUGCUGUGCCAAGUGCAAAUGUGUGCCUGGUUCCACAAAAUGCCACAACUGGAACAGUGUCGAAAUCCACGGCCAUCUCGUCAAGUGCCCUUGAAACCCAACACUCUUUUAUUCAUCUUUUCCUACUUCGUUGUCAUCUUCCUCGUCUUAUCUCUUAUGUGUCCGUGUCAGUUCAUCAGUGUACCAAGAACAAAAAAUUAACUUUGUUAUCUUUUGUUAUGAGCUAAGUUUUCUAUAUUGUUAUGGA
Molecule: messenger RNA, 1870 nt
Organism: Salvia splendens (bonfire salvia)
Lineage: Eukaryota; Viridiplantae; Streptophyta; Magnoliopsida; Lamiales; Lamiaceae
Exons: 5
Coding region: 1178-1717 (179 amino acids)
Source: RefSeq, a predicted model, not a curated record